AUGGAAUUUGGGAUUAAUAAGGAUGGGGUAUUGUGUUUCGGCGGUCAGAUUUGUGUACCGAAUGAUGAGGACUUGAGACAGUCGAUUCUAAGGGAGGCACGUAGUAGCCUUUAUGCUAUACAUCCCAACGAAAAUAAAAUGUAUCGAGAUCUGUGGUAUGUGUACUGGUGGCCAGGGUUGAAGAGUGAGGUUACUGACUUUAUUGGCUGCUGUUUGACUUGCCAGCAAGUUAAGGCUGAGCAUCAGUUACCUUCGAGUUUACUGCAGCCGAUUAAGAUACCGAUUCAGGAUAGGCUUUUCUCUACAAAAGUUGGCCAAGCUCUAUAUUUCAGAAAUAGUGAGGUUGCAUGGGAUAUGCUUUCUGAAACUAAGGACAAGGUCUGUUUGAUUCAAGAUCGACUGAAAGCGACUUCUGAUAGUCACAAUGGCAAGUUGAGCCCUCGGUUUAUUGGGCCGUAUAGAAUUUUGAGACGAGUGGGACCAGUUGCAUAUCAGUUAGAGCUACCUGUAGAGUUAGAUAGCAUUCAUGAUGUUCUCCAUGUCUUUAUGUUGAGACGCUACCGCUCUGAUCCCACACAUAUUGUUCCAAUUGAAGAGAUUGAGGUUCGACCAGACUUGACUUUUGAGGAGGAGCCGAUUCAGAUUCUGGAUUGUGAUGUAAAGGUUCUAAGGAGGAAGUCUAUCCCACUGGUUAAGGUUAAUGGUAUAACCAUAGCACUGAGGAGGCUACGUGGGAGCCGGAGGAUGAGAUGCGACAGUAGCAUCCUCAUCUAUUCUGAUCAGGUAGCUCAUAAGAGCCAUAUUCGAGAUGUUCACAAAGAACCACAUCAGGAAGUUCACAAAGAACCAUAUCGGGAAGUCCGAAUAGCCAAUAUCGGGAAGUUCAUGGAGCACUAUCGGAAAGCUUACAAAGAGCGAAUUAACGGAAAUCUCACGAAAAGCCUUUAA
Messenger RNA from Gossypium arboreum, 948 nucleotides. RefSeq lists its product as uncharacterized. The transcript is spliced from 5 exons. The record is from RefSeq and is a predicted model, not a curated record. Lineage: Eukaryota; Viridiplantae; Streptophyta; Magnoliopsida; Malvales; Malvaceae. Bases 1 to 948 code for a protein of 315 amino acids.